Messenger RNA from Phascolarctos cinereus (koala), 5272 nucleotides. It is a transcript of the gene CNTN2, whose product is annotated as contactin 2. NCBI's taxonomy places the organism in Eukaryota, Metazoa, Chordata, Mammalia, Diprotodontia, Phascolarctidae. The record is from RefSeq and is a predicted model, not a curated record. Gene Ontology annotation, biological process: cell-cell adhesion; brain development; axon guidance. Gene Ontology annotation, molecular function: cell-cell adhesion mediator activity. Gene Ontology annotation, cellular component: axon; plasma membrane.
GCUAGGGGCGCGCACACACACACUCACAAGCCGCGGCGGCGGCGGCGGCGGCGGCGGCAGGACGGCAAGAAGCUGAGGGAGGAGGGCGGGGGAGAGAAGGUGGUUCCGGGCUCAAGGACUCGGGCUGCUGCGUCGGCUCGCCUCUGAUCCACACCCUGCGUCCCAGAGGGAAGAAACUGAGGCCCAGAGAAAUGAAGAGAUUUGCCAGAGGUCACCCAGGUUAGGGCUAAGGUCCUUCUCCUCCUCUGGUCCCAACACCUCUUCUCUCCUUGGCUAAGGUUUUCUACACUCCAGUCUCCAGCUCCCUCUUUCUAAGACUGGCAAUGGGGAUCCCUGAGCAGCUGCUGAUGGUAUCCUUAGCCAUGCUGUCUUUUUCAGCUUGGAAUCCAGCCCAGGGCUCUCCUGCCAUCUUUGGGCCUGUCUUUGAAGACCAGCCUGUCAGCUCUUUGUUCCCUGAGGAGUCAUCAGAAGAGAAGAUAGCCCUGGCCUGCCGUGCCCGGGCAAGCCCUCCAGCCACAUACAGAUGGAAGAUGAAUGGCACAGAGAUGAAGCUGGAGCAGGAUCCCCACUACCAGUUGGUUGGAGGCAACCUGGUCAUCAUGAACCCCACCAAGGCCAGGGAUGCUGGUGUGUACCAGUGCCUGGCCUCUAACCCAGUGGGCACUGUGGUCAGCAGAGAGGCUGUGCUCCGCUUUGGUUUUUUGCAGGAAUUCUCCAAGGAGGAAAGAGAUCCUGUGAAAACCCACGAGGGCUGGGGGGUGAUGUUGCCCUGCAACCCGCCUGCCCACUACCCAGGUCUGUCCUACCGAUGGCUUCUCAAUGAGUUCCCCAAUUUCAUCCCAACUGAUGGGCGGCACUUUGUGUCCCAGACAACGGGAAACCUGUACAUCGCCCGGACAAAUGCCUCUGACCUGGGCAACUACUCCUGCCUGGCCACCAGCCACAUGGACUUCAUAACCAAGAGUGUCUUUAGCAAGUUUGCCCAACUCAACCUGGCUGCGGAAGACUCCCGUCCAUCUCCACCCAGCAUCAAGGCCAGAUUCCCCAUGGAGACCUAUGCACUGGUUGGACAACAGGUCACCCUGGAGUGCUUUGCUUUUGGGAACCCAGUCCCUCGGAUCAAGUGGAGAAAGCUGGAUGACUCACUGCCCACACAAUGGGCCACUGCAGAGCCCACACUGCAGAUCCCCAGCGUCAGCUUCGAGGAUGAGGGCACCUACGAGUGUGAAGCAGAGAACUCCAGAGGACGUGACACUGCCAAAGGCCGAAUCAUUGUGCAGGCUCAGCCUGAGUGGCUCAAGGUCAUCUCAGACACCGAGGCUGACAUUGGCUCCAAUCUGCACUGGGGCUGUGCAGCUGCUGGCAAGCCAAGGCCCACAGUUCGGUGGCUCCGAAAUGGGGAUCCCCUGUCCUCCCAGAACCGUAUGGAGAUUUCUGGUGGGGACCUGAAAUUCUCCAAGCUGGUCCUGGAGGACUCUGGCAUGUACCAGUGUGUAGCAGAAAACAAGCAUGGCACCAUCUAUGCCAGUGCUGAAUUGGCAGUACAAGCUUUUGCUCCUGAUUUCCGGCUGAAUCCAGUAAGGCGUCUGAUCCCAGCUGCUCGAGGGGGAGAAGUUAUUAUCCCAUGCCAGCCCAGGUCAGCUCCAAAGUCCAUUGUGCUCUGGAGCAAAGGGACUGAAAUCUUAGUCAACAGUAGCAGAACGACUAUUACCCCAGAUGGUACUUUGAUCCUUCGGAACAUCAGUCGGUCAGAUGAAGGGAAAUACACUUGCUUUGCAGAGAAUUUCAUGGGCAAAGCCAACAGCACUGGCAUCCUCUCUGUCCGAGAUGCCACCAAGAUCACCCUGGCACCAUCCAGCGCGGACAUUAAUCUGGGCGAGAACCUGACUCUGCAGUGCCAUGCCUCCCAUGACCCUACUAUGGACCUCACCUUCACCUGGGCCCUAGACGGCUUCCCCAUUGACUUGGAUAAAUCUGGUGGCCACUACCAGAGAGCCAGCUUGAAGGAAACCAUUGGGGACCUGACGAUUCUAAAUGCCCAGCUGCGCCAUGGUGGGAAGUAUACGUGUAUGGCCCAGACUGUAGUAGACAGCACAUCAGAGACUGCGACCCUCCUGGUUCGAGGUCCUCCAGGUCCUCCUGGUGGAAUAAUGGUGAGGGACAUCAGCAACACCACUGUCCAACUAACUUGGAGCCGAGGCUUUGACAACCAUAGCCCAAUAGCCAAGUAUAUCCUCCAAGCCCGAUCCCUGCCUGAUGGAAAAUGGAAGCAGGUCCGGACCAAUCCUGCCAAUAUUGAGGGGAAUGCAGAGACUGCUCAGGUGCUUGGCCUCACCCCCUGGAUGGACUAUGAGUUCCGGGUCUUUGCCAGCAACAUCCUAGGCACAGGGGAGCCCAGUGGACCCUCUAGUAAAAUCCGGACCAAGGAAUCAGCUCCCACGGUAGCACCGUCUGGACUCAAUGGAGGAGGUGGUGCCCCUGGUGAACUCAUUAUCAACUGGACGCCCAUUUUGCGGGAAUACCAGAAUGGAGAAGGCUUUGGCUACCUUCUGUCCUUCCGAAGACAGGGCAGCUCAGACUGGCAGAGGGCCAAGGUCCCCCACGCCGAUGCACUGCACUUUGUUUACCGGAAUGAAAGCGUCCGGCCCUACACACCCUUCGAAGUCAAGAUCCGGGGAUACAACCGCCAGGGAGAGGGGCCUGAGAGCCUCACCACCAUCGUGUACUCUGCUGAGGAAGAGCCCAGGGUGGCCCCAGCCAAAGUCAAGGCCAAGGGGGUUUUGUCCUCAGAGAUGGAUGUGAUGUGGGAACCAGUACAUCAGGACGACAUGAACGGGGUCCUCCUAGGGUAUGAGAUCCGCUACUGGAAAGAUGGAGACAAAGAGGCAGCAGCUGACCGAGUGAGGACAGCAGGACUCGACACGAGUGCCCGGGUCACUGGCCUGCAACCCAAUACCAAGUACCAUGUGACAGUUCGGGCCUACAACAGGGCAGGCACUGGGCCUGCCAGCCCCUCUACCAAUGCCACCACCAUGAAGCCCCCUCCCAGACGACCUCCGAGUAAUAUCUCCUGGACACUCUCCAGUUCCAGCCUCAGUAUUAAGUGGGACCCUGUCAUCCCUCAACGAAAUGAGUCUUCGGUCACCGGCUACAAGAUGCUGUACCGAAAUGACUUGCACUCAGCCCCCAUACUUCAUUUGGCCAACAAGAACUGGAUUGAGAUCUCCGUCCCUGAGGACUCCAACCAUGCUCUAGUGCAGAUUCGGGCCACGGGACCGGGAGGUGACGGGAUCCCAGCUGAGGUUCACAUCGUGAGGAAUGGAGGCACGAGUAUGAUGGUGGAGAACUCAGCAGCCUGUCUGGCCCCGCGUCUGGGCACCAUCCUCUCCCAUUCCCUGGUGAUGUUGGCCCUCCUUGGCUACUUGGAGCUCUGAUCCUGGCCUCCUGGUCCCUGCCCCCACCCCAGACCUGGACAACAGGACAGAUACCUCGGGAUGAACAGAGCCAGCUGGCCCCUGGCACACUCUCCCGAUGCUAAGGACCUCAACAAUUAUAUUCCCAAGAGGAUUGGUUUAAACAGCAACUUUAAACAAUACCCUUUUUCUUAGGAGGUAGGACAUUUUGUAUUGCCAGGGACUGGAACCCAAGAAAGGAUUUUUUCCCUCUUUAUAACCAGGAGGAAACAGGCACAAAAAUCCAUGAAAAAUAGUGAGCCCAGUAUCCUCGUGACCCACUGUCACUGGGGUUUCUGGAUGGAAAGAACUAAAUGGACAUAAGGAUGGGGAGUUUUAAUAUGUGUUCUUUGGACCAAUAGAGAUGGCACCCUUUAGGGACCCUGGGUAUAUCUGGAUCCUGCUUCCUAGAAGCAGAGGGGUUCAGACACGCCCAGACCCCUUGAUACAGCCAAGAUGGAUCUAGGGCUGGAGAAGCGGGACUGGAAAGCCUGAUGCAGACAUUCCUCAGCCAAAGGAGGGGGACAGCAGCAGGGCCAAGGACUGCUCACCCCCAGCCUAUGGGGGGAAGGGCUUAAUACCACCUUUGGCAUUUCCUCAUCUUUCCGGGCAGCUAAGAGAAAGAACUGAAAAUCCCCCAAUUCUAAGAACUGCAGAAUCCAAAGGGGGUUCCCAGUUACGAGGGGGGAGACGGAGGCAGGAAGAAGACGUUCAAAACUGACCAAAGGUUGCGGCUGCUGGGAGAAUGAUCUCAGCCAAAAGGCAACCCCAGAUUAAAAUGAAGCUGCCCCUGGGGUCAAGACACCCCAGCUAUUACAUUCGUGAGUCCAUACAGACAAAGCAAACAGGCUGGGCUUGAGAAGAUUGCAUGACCAAGGGCUCCAUCUUGGGGAAGUGCCCACCCCGUAUCCUGUUCCAGGAGUGGGCUCCGGAGCCUGACAAUUCUGCCUCAGCUUCCUCCCCUUCUCUUUCUCCCAGUAAAUCCUAAGGACCUUUCUUCUAAAUAUUUAGUUUCCUGGAAGGAUCUUUUCCUCUUCCCUUUCUUCUGUUGGGCCCAGAGCUCUAGCCAGGAGGUUUUUGGAAGAAUCAGCUUUCAGUAUUCUAGAGUCGGGAGUCAAACUGAUGGGUGCGAGGGAUGUAUGUCGGAAGUCACUUUGCCAGGCAUGUCCUGGACUGAGCAGACCCAGACUUUCUGUUGCCUUGGAGUGAGUGAGGCCAAAAUCAAAAGGGAGUGCUCCAGGGAGUGUCAGGAAUAGGCUGCAGCCUAAUGAGUGGAAGGAGAAGAGCAGGUUUAACUCCUCUGGGCCUCAGUUUCCCCAUCUGUAAUAAGAGGAGUUUGAAUUAGAUGACCUCUAAAGUCUCCAGCCACAACUGGGGCUGCAACAAUUUCAAAAAUCUGGUUAAUGGGGAAAGGGUCGUUGAGGGGAAUGGUUGGUACCUUUUCUGAAGCUCCCAGCUAGGGCCCAGCAACUGGGUCCCCAGUCACUCAGGGAGCUACUUCAGCCUCCCUACCCCUGCCUGUAUGAGCACAUCCAUAAGGACAUCCUGGUCUAUAAUCCUCUAAUGUAGACCUGCUUUCAAGCCAGCCAUCCUUCCUUCCCUUCCCUUCCCUUCCCUCACCCUCUCCUCUGAGGUCAGCUAAGAAAGGGGCCCAGUACCAAGACACUGAUUUGGCCCAGCCCAGCCAUACCCCCACACCUCUCCCUGACCCACAGGGUCUGCCAUUUUGGAGGUCACAGGCCUCACUGAGGCUCACUCACUGUGGCCCGUUUUCUCUGAGGGUUUGUAUCUAUUCUGUAGCUAUUACAGUGAAAUUUCUA